UGACUGGAUGCCAAAAGGAGAGGAAAAAAGAACCGUGGCUCACAAGCAUUCAUCGGUGGCUUUAUGAAUGUUAGAGUUUUCCUGCCUAUAAGUACUAAUUUCUACUCUGCUACAUUCACCCUCACUCGUGAAUUGUGAAUGGAGAAAGUGAUGCAGAAUGAAAUCGAAAACGGGGUCGUAUCGACUGGAUCGUCUCUGAUAUUUCUGGGUACGGGUUGUUCCAGCGCUCUCCCAAACUCAAUGUGCCUUAUUCAGCCAACAGAUCCUCCUUGCAACGUCUGCUCCCAGGCGUUGUCUCUCCCGCCUCAUCUUAAUCCUAAUUACAGGUGUAACACUUCUCUUCUGAUUGAUUACUGUGAGAAUGAGAGAGAUGAUAAACAUAGCUACAUUUUAAUUGAUGUUGGCAAGACCUUCAGGGAGCAAGUUCUUCGCUGGUUUACCUUCCAUAAGAUUCCACGAGUUGAUUCUAUUAUUUUGACUCAUGAACAUGCUGAUGCAGUUCUUGGUCUGGAUGAUAUUCGUGGUGUGCAGCCUUAUAGUGCCACGAAUGAUAUUGACCCUACACCUGUUUAUUUAACUCAAUUUGCAAUGGAGAGUGUAUCGGUGAAAUUUCCAUAUUUGAUUAGGAAGAAACUGAAAGAAGGCCAAGAAAUUAGACGGGUGGCACAAGUUGACUGGAAGAUAAUUGAGGAACAAUGUGAUAAGCCUUUUGUUGCUUCAGGCCUAAAACUUAUUCCCCUUCCAGUAAUGCAUGGAGAAGAUUAUGUCUCAUUGGGCUUUCUCUUUGGUGAAAAAUGUAGAGUUGCUUAUAUAUCUGAUGUUUCCCGCAUUCCUUCAAGCACAGAAUAUGUAAUUUCGAAAUCUGGUGCGGGGCAAUUGGAUCUUCUUAUCUUGGAUACAUUGUAUAAGAAAGGAUCCCACAAUACUCACUUCUGCCUUCCACAGACUCUUGAAGCUGUGAAAAGGUUAUGUCCUAAGCGGGCUCUGUUAGUUGGAAUGACUCAUGAGUUUGAUCACCACAAGGACAAUGAGUUUCUUGCAGAAUGGUCUAGAAGGGAAGGAAUCCCAGUUCAGCUUGCACACGAUGGUCUGAGAAUCCCAAUAGAUCUAUGAUGAGGUCAAUAUGAAGUAAAGGGCAGAAGAAUACCAUUUUCACCCCACUUGAUGGAAAGAGUCAUAAUUUUUAGUGUCAGCAUUCAAUUAUUUUAGGUUAUAUUGACUAUCAAUUUUUCAGGGGAAAGUAAAAAUUUAUCAUUAUUAUUGAUAGACAUUUUUACAAUUUAAAAUAUUUGGAUGAAAGAGAUUAAAAUAUGAAAAUGUUAUGUAUUAUAGAUAAUAGUAUCUCAUCUUAACUCACAAGAAUUGUCCAAUUGAAGUGGCUUGGGUCCACCGGUCCUGGAAAAAGAGAAGAGAAUUUACUCUUACUUAGUGUUUAUAUUGGAAUGCAUUUGAGUCAUGUAUUGUGAAAAAGGCUUGCGAGAAGAUAUGAUGUAACCCUUGGACGGCAGUGAACCCGAAAGUACAAAUGGUGACAUGGUAUGAAAGGCUUUGUAGAUUAGUAUGUGUCAUAACACACUGGGCUUUCGUAGAGCAGUGCGUUCUAUCAUUUGACAGGCUUUGUAACAUGUGGCAUUGUGUUAUGGAUUUUGUAAAAUGUAAAGCCAUGGGAAAUCAAAUUUCUAAAAAACCCAAAAAUAUUUUAGCGA
Molecule: messenger RNA, 1706 nt
Organism: Mangifera indica (mango)
Lineage: Eukaryota; Viridiplantae; Streptophyta; Magnoliopsida; Sapindales; Anacardiaceae
Product: putative hydrolase C777.06c
Exons: 10
Coding region: 139-1113 (324 amino acids)
Source: RefSeq, a predicted model, not a curated record